UACUUUCAGUUUUACUCUGCAGACUUUAACUCUGUCAACAUGUUGCCACCUGUGUUGCUGCUGCUGCUGCUGUUAAUCAGCGGAGCUCAAGCUUCUUUUUAUGGUGUUGUCUUCAACUACGCUUUUGGAAACCUUCAGCCAAGUGGAUACGCAGUACCAUAUGACUUUAAGUUGAGCUUCAAAUCCUGUGAAGAGUUCAACACUCAGACUUGUAAUGGAUACUGUAGUGGGCCAACUUAUUCAAUCGAUGAAAUCGGAGGUGAAUGGUGUCAGAAAGGAUAUGCUGACACUUUCUAUUAUCCAUACCUGGAUAUGUUAGUUCAAUCGGUCAGUACUUCAGCCUGGACAGAAAACAGAAAUGGGAUUGUAUCAUCGAAAGCAGUUUUGCAGUUUGACUUGAGAAACCGGUCUGACAUCAACGAACCCAACUCAUCGCCCCGGACCACCAUCCUCCCUCUAGUCAGAGUUCCUUCAAACUGUCAGAGAAACAUCAACCUGCUGGUCUCUGAUCCAGAUGGAGACGACAUUAGAUGCAGAUAUGCAGCUGGAUCAGAGUGUGACAUCUGCACUCCUCCGUCUGUCCUCAGCCUCUCAUCUCCUUGUUCUCUGUCAUUCAGUCCCACUAACAGUAGCGAUGAAGGUCCGUAUGCGGUUCAGAUGGUGGUGGAGGAUUUUCCCAGGCAGAACGUCACUCUGACUAAUAGCUUUGGUAUACAAGUGAUGAAAACUGCCAGCGACGCCAUCAGCACCAUGCCUGUCCAGUUUGUUUUUAAAGUGGAUCCUGCAGCUCCAUCCUGCACAGAAGGUGAAUAUCUGCCCAGGUUUCUGCCUCCAACUCCACAGAACGGAGAUCAGAUCAACACCAACGUUAACCAGACUGUGGAAAUCAUCAUCAGAGCAGAAGCAACCCAGGCUGAUACCACUGAGCUCCUGUUCUCCGGGCCGUCCGGAUUAACCAAGAGUUCAUCAGGAUCAGGAAACUUCACCCUGACAUGGACACCAUCGGCCAGUGAAGCAGGACUGAAUCAUCAUCUCUGCUUCGUUGUCCAAGCAAAUUCCUCCGGCUCUGUUUACCAGUCUGACCUUCGAUGCGUCAUUGUGGCGGCUGGGAACAGUCCAGUCACAGCUUCCCCUCCAACUACAACUACACCUCCACAACCCACAACUACACCUCCACAACCCACAACUACACCUCCACAACCCUCAACCACACCUCCACAACCCACAACUACACCUCCACAACCCUCAACCGCACUUCCACAACCCACAACUACACCUCCACAACCCACAACUGCACCUCCACAACCCUCAACUACACCUCCACAACCCACAACUGCACCUCCACAACCCUCAACUGCACUUCCACAACCCUCAACUACACCUCCACAACCCUCAACCGCACUUCCACAACCCACAACUACACCUCCACAACCCACAACUGCACCUCCACAACCCUCAACUACACCUCCACAACCCACAACUGCACCUCCACAACCCUCAACUGCACUUCCACAACCCUCAACUGCACUUCCACAACCCUCAACUGCACUUCCACAACCCUCAACUGCACUUCCACAACCCUCAACUGCACCUCCACAACCCACAACAACUGGACCUCCUUCAUCCUCCAACCCAAACUCAACACCAGCCUCAGAAUCAUAUUAUGUUUUGGCUCUGAGUGCAAAGCUUUCCACUUCACUGUCACUGAAGAAUGAAUCUGCAAUCAUCCUCAACCUGAUCAAAGAGGAGAUGCAAAGUCAAGGACUGCCAGCAGGAAUAAUAGUGAAGCUGCUGGGCAUUGGUGGAGUGCAAAUCGCCCCCUAGUGGACACAAAUAAGAAUGAAUCUGAUCCUGGCUGGGAAGCGUGAUAUAAAAUGUUUUCUUUAAUCUUUGAUUCAUAGUUAUACUUAUUUUAAUAAAUCAUAAGGAGUCGGAAUAUUCACAGUUCUUCAUUAAUUAAGGCAAACUGAGUGAAAUUAGAUUUUCACACUCUCAUUUGGCCUCAUAAUAGUAUAAAGUAUUUUAAGAGACAGUUUCUAAAUAAACUCUUAGUUGUUAGUUUACAUAAUAUUUUGAUAACUGAGCUCUGUAACAUAGGUGUCUUCAUAUAAUCCCAGACUCACUUCAAGAUGUUAAAUUGAAAGUUUUCAGUUAUAUCAACAACUCCUUGUUCUUCUUUACGCUGGCUAUGAUUCUUGAUACUGUUGGCUGCAGGUUUUCGCUUUUUGUUUGGGUUUAGAGUAAACUGCUGAAGCAGUCAAAGGCUGUCGUAAUGUGAAAGCUAAAAAGGUGAAAGGGGAAAAGUCAUAGUUAUAAAUGAACUUGGCAAAGUCAAGUUAUAUAAAUACACAUUAUAAUAAAGAUGCUGAAGAGUUUUGUGCUACUUAUUAGAUCUAUUCCUUUUUGCAUGGCUGUUUUCUUAAUAAUUUACUGAAACCACUGCUAUGAUCACCAACCACAACCUUCGGCUGCACAGCCACAGAGUCAAAUAGGAUAGAAACAGAAUCUGUGCAAGCACUGGUGUUUUCUCUGGUUUUUGUACUUUGCUUAAGCAAUAAAAAAUUGUAACCAAAA
Xiphophorus maculatus (southern platyfish) is the source of this 2574-nucleotide messenger RNA. Its product is annotated as flocculation protein FLO11-like. Bases 40 to 1824 code for a protein of 594 amino acids. The transcript is spliced from 11 exons. The record is from RefSeq and is a predicted model, not a curated record. Lineage: Eukaryota; Metazoa; Chordata; Actinopteri; Cyprinodontiformes; Poeciliidae.